Molecule: messenger RNA, 2427 nt
Organism: Cyclopterus lumpus (lumpfish)
Lineage: Eukaryota; Metazoa; Chordata; Actinopteri; Perciformes; Cyclopteridae
Product: zinc finger MYM-type protein 1-like
Exons: 3
Coding region: 52-2235 (727 amino acids)
Molecular function (GO): protein dimerization activity
Source: RefSeq, a predicted model, not a curated record
GAUGAAGAGGAAGCUCAGUCCUCUCAUCUUCAUCAAAGACAAACUGAACAGAUGGAAACAGAAGCUGAUGGAGAGAAUUCUGGAAGACCAGAACCAGGUGGCGGAGAACCGGACUUGGUGGAGGAUUUACUGACAAGGCCUUUCUCACGGAGGACGUUUCAGGAAAAGCGGGAAAUCUUAACAAAGGGCCGCCCAACCCCACAUCUAGCAGCCUUGACCAAGCAAGUAAAAUCAUGUGUGCGUCACUUUCAGUCCACCAACUACGAACGAUAUUCCUGGAUGACGGCAUCGCAGAAGAGUUGCAAACUGUACUGCUGGGAAUGCCUUUUAUUUGCGCCUGAGCGUCUUGCCGCUUGGAGCCACGUUGGAUUCUCUAACCUGGGUUGCCUUACCAAGGCUGCAACACGACACCAAAGAACGGCCGGACACCUGCAAGCCACGGUGCUCUUGAAAACGUUUGGGCGGACCCGAGUGGAUUCUCAGAUCAACAAACAAGUUUGCAGGGAAACGAAGCUCCACAACGACAAAGUUAAGAAGAAUAGAGAAAUACUGAAAAGACUGAUCGAUUGUGUCAUAUUUUUGGGUAAACAGGAACUCUCAUUCAGGGGACCUGACGAACAUGAAGACUCUACCAAUAAAGGGAACUAUGUGGAGCUCCUUUCCUUUGUGGCCGAGCACGACAGAGACUUCCACUUUCACCUUUCCACCAACAAAGUGUUUACCGGGACAUCGGGCCAAAUGCAAAACGACCUGAUCAGUGCUGUCGCUGAAGCGAUGGGAGAGGAGAUCCGCCGUGAGAUAAAUCAAGCGCCCUUUGUGGGUGUUAUAGUGGACGAAACCACCGCCGUGAGUAACACAGCACAGCUGGUGCUGGUGCUCCGCUAUGUGACGGAUACCGGCGUCAAGGAAAGGUUCGUCAGAUUUGUGGACGUUACCGGCCACAAGAGAGCCGAUGACGUUGCUGCUCUUCUCGUCCGGUUCCUGGAGGAGCACAAUUGUCUGGACAAAGUCGUGGCUCAGUGUUACGAUGGCACCGCGGUCAUGGGGUCUGGACUUAAUGGAGUGCAGGCUAAGGUCAAAGAGAAGGCUCCUAUGGCUUUAUUCUUGCACUGCUAUGCCCAUCGGCUGAAUGUAGUGCUGACUCAAGGGGUCUCAAAGUUGAGAGAAUGUAAAAUAUUCUUUUCACAUCUCAACGGCCUCGCUGAGUAUCUUUCCAGGUCUCCAAAGCGCACGCAGCUGCUCGAUGACAUCUGCCAGCGGCGUCUUCCUCGUGUGCCACCAACACGGUGGCAAUACAGCUCCAGACUGGUCAACACGGUCUUUGAAAAGAGAGUUGCCCUGCAGGAGCUUUUUGAGCACAUCGUGGAGCACCAUGACGAGUACGACGAGGAGUCGGUGCGCUGUGCCGACGGCUACAAAGCCCAUCUGGAGAACUUUGACUUUUGUUUUCUGCUGUCCACUUUCCACGGAAUCUUUGAGUAUUCAGAUGUGCUUUUUGGAAUGCUACAGAACCAACAACUGGACGUACAGUUCUGUCUGAAAAGAGUGGAUGACUUUUGUGACACUAUUGAGAGAGAAAAGGGACGGUUUGCUGACAUUUUUGAGACCACGGUGCGUGGAACCGGUGCCCCAAGAGUCCGGAGAGGCCAAGCGGAGGGAAACAUUCGUGCGUGGUACCAGGAACUCCACCACGAUAUCUUGGACAACAUUCUUGCCCAGAUACGAAAUCGGUUCAAAGACCACGAGAAAUUAAUGUUUCUCUCCCUCCUCGACCCCCAACAGUUUCCGGCCUAUCGGAAGAAAUUCCCAGAUUCGGCCUUCUCAAACCUCAAACAGAGCCACGGAGCUCUGUUUGAGGAUCUGACACGGCUUAAAACAGAACUGACUGUCAUGUACGCCAUGGCUGGCUUUGAAGGAAGAAGCCCUGCUGAUCUUCUGGCUUUCCUUCAGCAGAACCAUCUGGUGGAGAGCAUGCGUCAACUUUACGGACUGGCAUGUCUGGCGGUGACGAUCCCGAUAUCCACUGCCACUGUGGAGCGGACAUCUUCAGUCCUGAAACGCAUCAAAACUUCUUCCAGAAACACAACUGGGGCUCGACUGUCAUCUCUGGCGUCCAUGGCCAUCGAGAAGGACCUGUUACUGGGACUGAAGCACACCGAUAAACUGUACAGCCGCGUCACUGAACUGUUUAUUAACAUUAACAAAGAGAGGAGGAUGGACUUUGUCUUUAAGUGAACAGCAUUUGAUGUCCAGAAGCUGUUCGUGGUUCAGGUGGAGCUCCAGUCUGGACAUAAAAAAAGAGGACCAGGGGGACUAGGAGGACCCAGAAACCCCCACACAUUAAAGAGGACCCAUAGCCCCCCCCCCCAAGAUGAUGAAGAGGAAGUUCAGUCCUCACAUCUUCAUCAAAAACUAACUGAACAGAUG